AUCACAAGGCGUGUCAUCUCAUCCCAAGUUCGGGACACCACCGGCAGCAAACCAAUCAAGAAGGCAGAAGCCUAGCUGUGCCGCGUGCCCCCACGUCCAGCGGUCGAGCACCAACCACCACCACCACCUCCGACGACGACGACGACGACAUCGUCAUGGGCAACAGCUUGCGGUGCUGCCUGGCCUGCAUGGUCCCGUGCGGCGCCCUCGACGUGGUCCGCAUCGUGCACCUCAGCGGGCACGUCGAGGAGUUCAGCUGCCCGGUGGCCGCGGCCGCCGUGCUCGCCGCGAACCCCAACCACACGCUCACCACGGCGUGGUCCCCCUCCGGCGCGCCGGGGUGCGGCUCCAGGAAGCUCGUCAUCGUGUCGCGCGACUCCGACCUCAGGCGCGGCCGCAUCUACUUCCUCAUCCCGUCCGCGACGCUGCCGGCCGACCGGAGGGGCAAGAAGCAGAGCAGCAGCAGCAAGCGGCCGGCCCGCCGCCACCUGCGCGGCAGGAAGAGCGCCGGCGAAGACACGGCGGAGCAGGACGCCUACCUGGGGGACCUGCUGCUCUCCGAGAAGGCCGCGUCGAGCGGCGGCGGCCACCGGCGGCGCCGGAGCGGCGCCCGCGUCGGCGUGUGGCGGCCCCAGCUCGACAGCAUCGUGGAGGAGGCCUCGGACUAGAUCCACCGCUCCAAUUAAUACCUCCAUCUCUCCUCUUUGGGCUCCGCUUACUUAUUAUAUUCUUUGGUUUUCUUUCUCAUCUGCCGAUGCGAAUACCGCGAUCGACCGAGGACGAGGCGCCGGCCGGCUCUCGCCUCUCGAUCCCCCUCGACGCUGUAUUGCGUGAUGUCCAGGGUUGAGCGGCGUUUUAGUUCGGGAGAUGAGGGGGGAAAUUGUGACAAAAUAACUGCACGCGAUGUAGCAGCCCCAACCUGUACAGAAACAUUUGGUUGAGUUCAUCUAGCUAAAAUUCCAAA
This is a messenger RNA of Zea mays, 964 nucleotides long. RefSeq lists its product as uncharacterized. The transcript has a single exon. The record is from RefSeq and is marked predicted. The coding region runs from base 156 to 668 and encodes 170 amino acids. Lineage: Eukaryota; Viridiplantae; Streptophyta; Magnoliopsida; Poales; Poaceae.